AUGCGUGCGCCUCGCACGCCAAUCAUAGCGCCCUCAGAUCGCACGGCGUUCCGACGACGGUGUGUCGCGGAGCCGCGUGCGACUAUCACGGCGUCGCACGCUCGUGCCGCGCGCAACGCCCCAUGCGAUCAUGGGCGAAGCGCCGGUGCUCUGAUUCCAUUCUCUCGCCUCACCAUUCCUGCGGCGUCGCCUGCUCACAAUCUUCCAGAACCUCCUGCUGCGGCGGCGCCUGCGGCGGUUGCCACGGCGUGUCCUCAUCCCCAUCAGCCUGCCCUUCAUCGCGCGCACCAUCGGCCGCUCUUCGACCGCCUCUGGGUGGACGAAAGCGACUCGCUCGCCUCGCCUGCUGGCGCCGUGGAGGCUCCGGCAUUCAGCAGUGCUGGCAAGCGGUCGUGGGGGCGCCCUGUGAAGGACACGUGGCAGCAGCAGCAGCAGUUGCAGCAGCAGCAGCAGCAGUUGCAGCAGCAGCAGCAGUUACAGCUGCAGCAGCAGCAGCUGCUGCAGAAGCAGUUACAGGUGCAGCAGGAGAAGAAGGCAAGCAAGGGCGCUGCUGCUGCUCUCGCAGCCAAGGACGGGCUGGCCCAGCUUGAAGCCUUCAUGGAAGCGUCUAUGGGAGGAGGAGGAGGAGGAGCAGCGCAUUCCAGCAUUGCCCAAGAGGAGGAGGACCUGAGAUCGCUCCAGGCGGUGGUCAUGGGGCUGGAACAUGCGUGCCUGCAGGAAUUGGAUGCUGCUGGGGGAGUCGAGGAGAAGAUGUCGGGAGGGGAGGAGAAGAGGAUGGAGGAAUCUGGAGUCAGUGGUGACUAUGCUGAGUAUUUUGCUGCUGCCGCCGCCGCCGCCGCCGCCGCUGCUGCUCCUGCUAAUGAGCCCAGGGGAAGCGAGCAUGCUGCUCCUGCUCAAGACAAGUGCGCUGCUUGUGAGCACACAUCAAUUGAUUUGGAUCUCAGGCUCUAA
Messenger RNA from Closterium sp. Naga37s-1, 951 nucleotides. NCBI's taxonomy places the organism in Eukaryota, Viridiplantae, Streptophyta, Zygnematophyceae, Desmidiales, Closteriaceae. The record is from the annotation of a GenBank genome assembly.